AUGCGAAGAUUUAUUUUCACUCUUACCUUACUUCUUAUCAGCAUUCUGGUACUCAACUCCUUUCCAUCUCGAGGUUCAGACUUCGACGGCCAGCUGGACCACGAUGUCAAUCCAGAGAUAGCUGAACAGAUUCAGGAGAUCAAAGAAGCACAACAUGCGGUCGAAAGUCUCGAACGGUACGCCUCUGUUCCGCCAGAUUACUUCUCCCCCCUUGUCGGCUAUACGGAAGAGGCAGCCGAACGAGCACGAUCGCACGUCGCCAGCUCAUCUAGCCGGUUUUUCCUGAGGCCAGAUUCUAGGUACCUCGGCGCUGUAGUCGCGUAUUCGACCUUCAGCUUUCAUCACCCGAGAACGCAUCGAAGGGUCUUCGCCGUUGCUAUGCUCAGACUCCGAAAGCACAGAGAAGGAGGGUUUCUUGGCGAAGCGUACUUUCCGGAAGGAUUGAUGUUAGGCGAGAAGAGAGAUCUAUGGCAGCGAUUGAACCGGCAGGCGACUUUCGACAGAAGAGAUUUGAUCAGGCAUUUCGGCCCGCUCGCCCUUCAUCUGCCCUAG
Pseudozyma hubeiensis SY62 is the source of this 552-nucleotide messenger RNA. RefSeq names its product chaperone. The transcript has a single exon. NCBI's taxonomy places the organism in Eukaryota, Fungi, Basidiomycota, Ustilaginomycetes, Ustilaginales, Ustilaginaceae. The record is from RefSeq and is a predicted model, not a curated record. Bases 1 to 552 code for a protein of 183 amino acids.